CAUGGCGGCGCGCGGGCGGCGGUUGGUGUGAACUGACCGGUUCGGUUUUGUUGGCCGACAUUUCUCUCUCGUUGAAUUGUUUCAAGAGGCUCUGGGCGGCCGUGUGCGGGAAAAACACGCACACACACACACACACACUCGGCGGCCAGCGAUCUCCCGGGGUGAACUGCACAGAACAUUUCCAUUUGCUUUCUUCAGUAGAGGACUGAAUCAGCUGCCAAUGCCUUGAGAAUAAUCUUUCAGUAACAAAUACUGAUAAUAUUUUGUCUUCAGUACAGAUUUGACAAAACAUGGGGAAUUCAGAAAGCCAGAAUGAUAGCGAACGAGCCCUUUCGGGGGAUGAACGUGCUGGUCUGGCACGGAAACAUAUGUCACGAUCACUUCGUAUUCCUACAAAAACUUCACGGAGAGCCAGGCCGGCUUCUGCGGCCAGAAUUGCACAUAGAAAUUCAGAAACCAGCACUAAAUCCAGUAGCACACCUAGCAUCCCACAGACAUUAGCAGGAGAUGGUCUGGAUACAGGUAACCCAGGAAACAAUAUUAUUGCUUUGGCAGAAGACUUUACUAAUCCCUCUUGGGUAAGUGCAGUUGGUAAAAAUGUAAGGCCUGUGUCUUACCAUACAGGUUCUUCAACAGUUUUCAGUACCAGAAGGCGGAGUACUGUGGAGCCAGUAAGAUCCAGGGAUGAAUUUGACGCUUGUUUUGAGAAACGUGCUAUUCAGAAUCUACAGAAUUUUGAUGAAAGGUUGGACUUAGCUUCCCAAGCAGAAGGUAGAGAUUAUCAUUCAGUUACUAGGAAUGGAACAGCUAUUUUAGAAAGCACCAAAAUCAGGAAAAAGCGAUCCAAAUCUGCAGACAUGUGGAGGCAAGAUAGUACGGAAUUCUCCUUCUCUGAUCUUAGUCAGGAACGGUUGACCAGCAGAGAAGAUCUGAUCGAUAAUGAGAAAGGUUAUGAAGAAAGGGGAUUGGUAAAUAGUCAUUCCAUGGAAUUGGAACAGUUGUGUGAUAGCAACCGAGCCAAUUCUCUAAAUGAAUUGUAUUCGCAAAAACUAUCAAGUGGAAUCAUUAACAAACAGCCGAUGAACAAAAUUAUGACGUAUUAUCAGAAUUUGACAGCACAUUCACAUAGCACAAUGCCAUCACAAAAUACAAAUUCUGUGAGGUCUUCUGUUGGAAAUGUCAGUGUAUCUUCAUAUGCUGCCUACACGCUGCCAUGCAGGAAAUCCCAUUGCCUUUCUGAAGGGGCCUCCAAAGGACGAUUAAGUGAAAUUGAUGAUCAGAACAGAACCAUGCAAGGCAGGAGAGCAAAAACAACACAGGAUGUUACCUCAGGAGAUGGAAGUGAAUAUGCAGAUAAUAGCAUUGCUGGUGCAACAACAGAAAAUUAUCAGCUUUCUCAUCAUUCCAAUAAUACCGGUUCAACAUGCUCUCCACCAUCUUUCAAUUGUCGGUACCUCGGUAGUGAUGAUGCUUCAGCAGGAGAUGUGCUCCACCAGGGGGUGUAUGAGAACUUCAGAAGUACAUUGGAAUCAAAUGCUGUUAACACAGAGAAUCUGGAGGAAGCAGAGUCAGCUUUGAGUGAUGAACAAAGCAGUGGCACCCUCAGCUCCCCGGGACAAUCAGAUAUUCAAACAACUGAGCAGGGAACAGUCCGAAAAACCGGCUCACUUGCUGUAAAAAACUUUAUAGUUCACAAGAAAAAUAAAAAAGUGGAAUUGGCUACACGUAGAAAGUGGAAGUAUUAUUGGGUAUCUUUAAAAGGCUGCACCUUAUUUUUUUAUGACGCAGAUGGACGAUCAGGAGGAGACCAGAACAGUGUACCAAAGCACAUGGUUUGGAUUGAAAACAGCAUUGUUCAAGCUGUACCCGAACAUCCAAAGAAAGACUAUGUCUUCUGCAUUAGUAAUUCACUUGGAGAUUCAUUCUUAUUCCAGACCUGCAGCCAGACUGAACUGGAAAACUGGAUUACUGCCAUUCAUUCUGCCUGUGCAGCUGCAGUGGCAAGGCAGCAUCGCAGAGAAGAUACUGUUAAACUGUUGCAGUCAGAGGUUAAAAAACUGGAACAGAAAAUUGACAUGGAUGAAAAGAUGAAGAAGAUGGGGGAUAUGCAAUUGUCUUCAGUUAAUGAUCCAAGAAAACGAAAGACCAUACUCAGUCAGAUCUCUUUAUGGGAGCAAAAUCUCGAACAAUUUCAGAUUGAUCUUUUCCGAUAUCGUUGCUAUAUUGCAAGUCUUCAAGGAGGAGAAUUACCAAAUCCUAAACGACUUCUUGCAUUUGCUAGUCGGCCAACUAAACAUGCGAUGGGUCGACUUGGUAUUUUCUCAGUUUCUUCGUUUCAUGCCCUGGUGGCAGUCCGUACUAAAAUUGGUCUGAAAAAUCCAUCUCAGGUAAUUUCUAGAUCGGUAAGCAAGAGGAGGAACAGAUUUUCUUCUUUGUGGGGAUUGGAUACAACGUCAAGAAAGAAAGCAAAAGAAAGACCUAGCAUUAAUCAGGUCUUUGAUGAUAAUGAAGCUACACUGAAGAAAUCUUUGGAAGGCAUCUUUGAUGAAUGUUCAGUAGAUCGUAGUAGAGAAAAAAAUCUGACCACCAGUAUUCAACAACAAACAUCUGACAGUGACAGCUGGGUUACUGAUUUCCUUGUGCCCUCAUGGGUUUCUUUACCACAUGAUCAACCCCUUUUAGUGGCAAUACAUCCAGGAGACUCUGCGCAGGAAAUUCUUGAAACGGCAUGUAAGGCACAAAAUUUGGAGCCAGGUGAUUACUAUGUGCGUUUGAAGUUUACAGUGGACAACCAUGUGCAAUACUAUAUACCAAAGCAGGACAUUAUUCAUGAGUUGUUGUUCCAAGAAAUUGAAAUUUGUCCCAAAAUUAUUCGUCAUGUUCAGUUUGAUAAGUCUGAUGCUUCUAUUAAUUAUGGAUUUUGUGUGUCUUUAGUUGAAGAGGAGGACUCACGUCAUCGAAUGCUUAUAACAGAUGUGAAAGAAGAGGGUCUAGCUUUCUGUAAAGGUCUGAAAACAGAUGAUGAAGUUUUAGAGAUUAAUAAACAGAAAGCUGAAGAUCUGAAUAUAUCUGACUUGAAGCUAAUGCUAUCUGAGUCUUCACUUUCUCUCACAAUACGGACAUAUUGUGAACUAGCAGAUGGUCCGUUCUGUGCUUCUCCUCCAAGGCGAGUCAGAGUAUCAGAUGAGUUGGUUGAUGGUGGGUUUGUUCACCAUCAAAGUAGACAUGAAAAAAACAUAAAGAACCAUAUGGAACCUAGCCAUUGUGAAGCAAAAUUCACUGCAUCACUUGAAACUGAUGAAGCACGCAAAAGUACAGAACAGGUGACAGCAUUUUGUCGAGGUCUGCAUGAAUUAAGUCCAACCGACAUGUCAUCCCAGCCUUUGGAUUCUUCAUUACCUCACCAGGCUACAUCGAGACAGCUGACUGAUGCUGAUAAAUUGCGGAAGGUCAUUUGUGAACUUGUAGAAACAGAACAGACAUAUGUAAAGGAUCUGAAUCUACUCUUGGAGAGAUAUUUGAAACCACUGCAGAAUGAAACCUUUCUCACUCAGGAUGAGCUUGAUGUCCUUUUUGGAAACUUGCGAGAAAUGGUUCAGUUUCAAGUUGAAUUUUUGAAAACGUUAGAGGAUGGUGUGAGACUGGUGCCAGACCUUGAAAAACUUGAAACAGUUAAUCAAUUUAGGAAAGUACUCUUCUCAUUGGGCGGUUCAUUCCUGUACUAUGCUGAUCGUUUCAAGCUAUAUAGUGCAUUUUGCGCCAGUCACACAAAGGUUCCCAAGGUUCUUGUUAAAGCAAAAGUCAAUCCCGAUUUAAAGGCCUUCCUCGAUGCGCAAAAUCCUAAACAGCAGCAUUCAUCAACGUUGGAGUCCUACCUUAUCAAACCCAUACAACGGGUUCUGAAGUAUCCCCUUCUGCUGAAGGAACUGAUCUCGCUGACAGACCCUGACAGUGAGGAACAUUACCACUUAACAGUGGCAAUGAAAGCAAUGAAUAAGGUGGCAAGCCAUAUCAAUGAAAUGCAAAAAAUACAUGAAGAAUAUGGUGCUGUGUUUGACCAGCUUAUAGCUGAACAAACUGGAGAGAAAAAAGAGGUUGUGGAUCUUUCAAUGGGAGACCUUCUUCUCCAUUCUAUGGUUACUUGGCUCAAUCCUCCUGCAUCUUUGAAAUGUAAAAAAGAUCCCGAGCUUGCAGCUUUUGUGUUCAAAACUGCAGUUGUUCUUGUGUAUAAAGAUGGCUCUAAGCAGAAAAGAAAAUUGGGAAACAUUUCUCAGAGAGGGUAUGUCUCUGAUGACAAGGAUCCAUUCAGAUUUCGUUAUAUGAUUCCCACUCAGGCAUUGCAGAUUCGAUCUAUUGCCAUCUCAGAUGCAGAAGCUGACUGUAUGUUUGAAAUUGUUCAUGGAAAAUCAGAGUCAGAAGGGAGACCAGAGACAACUUUUCAUUUUUGUAACAGUACUUCAGACACCAAGCGGGAUUUUGUCAAAGCUGUUCAGUCGGUUAUCCGUGACAAGCAGCGAAGGCAACUUCUAAAAACUGAAAGUUUACCACAAUCCCAACAGUACAUGCCUUUUGGAGGAAAGAGGCUCUGUGCACUGAAAGGAGCAAGGCCAGUUGUAAACCGAGCUGUUUCAGUACCUUGCAGCACCUCAGGAAAAAGGAAAUUAUCUAGGAACAGAUUCACUAUUGAUGCAGAUGAUCUGUUUGAACGCAAUCAAAAUAAUGAGCCAUUGCAGUUGCCAGCAGUUUGCAAUGACACUGAUCGUUGGGUAGAGGAACAGUUUGAUCUUGGUAAGUAUGAAGAGCAUGACGACAUUAAGGAGACUGAUAUUCUAAGUGAUGAUGAUGAAUACUGCCAGUCUGUGAAAAGUUCAUCACUGUCAAAAGAUCUGCAAGAGCAGCUAAAAGCAAUGACCUUUCAAGAUGAGCUUCUUGAGAAUGGAAAAACAUCAACCUACAGAACAGCAGAAAAAUCUCAAUCUAAAAUGGCAUUUUCUACGAAGCAAAAAGCUGUAUCGGGAACUAAUGGCAUUGUGGAAAACAAUGCACCUGAGGUGAUCUGGGUGAAACGUGAAGGCUUCAUUUCAACUGAAAAAGAAAAUAAUGAAAUCUAAAGUUGCAUGAUUGUUCAGAAUUACUAUCCGUCUUCAGUGCUAACCGUUCCGAUGUGUUGCAUACUGUAAGGAUGAUUACAUACUCCAUAAUAUAUAAAUUGAGACAGCAGCAACAAAUUAGAAGCUAUGCUGUCCCAUUAAGCUCAGUUAAGAAUUGUUAAGAUGAGUAAACAAAAACUGCUUAUAUGAACAGAUUUAUGGCUUCAUUCUACACAACUAUAAUAUAUUUAAGGGCUUUAAAGUUAAAUAUUUAUUAUUGUUCAGGUGUACAAUUAUCAUUUCAUUUUUAGUAUAUUUGUAAAUUACUGGACAGGCAAAACUCUUGUAUCUGUACUACUUUUAAAGGAUCAAGAACUAAGUUGCCCCUCUAACUAUUUGAAAAGUAUCUUUAUAGUAUACAUUACUGGAGAAAGGAUUACAAAUCGGUAAUUCAACUGUUGCACUGGUAGAAAAUCAGGUGUUUAUAUGAACAAAAGAACAACUAACCUUGAAUAAAUUAAUUUUUCAAACUACAGUGCUUACUUUAGAGAUCAUUACACUUAUCAGCAAGUCUGAAGAUAGUUAGAUUGUUGCCAUAAUUGUGUUUGUAUAUAAUUCCAGGCUUAAUGCGCAUAUCAGAAUUUGCCUAAUAUAUUUCUUUUGUAAGCUGAAAGAAGUUCUAUUUUUCUGUGUUUAGAUUCAUUGAUCUUAAGCAUUGUAAAUGUUUGUCAAACAUAAUAAA
Callorhinchus milii (elephant shark) is the source of this 5832-nucleotide messenger RNA. Its product is annotated as TIAM Rac1 associated GEF 1. Gene Ontology annotation, biological process: activation of GTPase activity; positive regulation of axonogenesis; small GTPase-mediated signal transduction. Gene Ontology annotation, cellular component: synapse; plasma membrane; cytosol. The record is from RefSeq and is a predicted model, not a curated record. The transcript is spliced from 27 exons. Gene Ontology annotation, molecular function: guanyl-nucleotide exchange factor activity; protein binding. The coding region runs from base 291 to 5111 and encodes 1606 amino acids. NCBI's taxonomy places the organism in Eukaryota, Metazoa, Chordata, Chondrichthyes, Chimaeriformes, Callorhinchidae.